Penicillium riverlandense is the source of this 1545-nucleotide messenger RNA. Its product is annotated as flavin-containing monooxygenase. Bases 1 to 1545 code for a protein of 514 amino acids. The record is from RefSeq and is a predicted model, not a curated record. The transcript has 3 exons. NCBI's taxonomy places the organism in Eukaryota, Fungi, Ascomycota, Eurotiomycetes, Eurotiales, Aspergillaceae.
AUGCCGUCCAACGAGUUCGUCUUCAGCGAGCCCGUCACUAUAGACCCCGGUCGAUAUGCCUAUCAGGCUCGUAGGCUCCGGGUGGUCUGCAUUGGUGCGGGCUUCUCUGGGCUGAUCCUGGCAUAUAAGCUUAAGCACGAGCAGCCCCUCGAUUUUGUCGAUUUCACCAUCUAUGAGAAGAACCCCGAGGUUGGAGGAACCUGGUUUGAGAAUAUCUAUCCUGGAGUGGGAUGCGAUAUUCCUGCGCACAGCUACGUCUUUCCCUUCGAGCCAAACCCGUCCUGGUCCAGAUGCUACGCCGGCGGACCGGAGAUUGAAAAGUAUAUACUCGACACGGUACACAAGUACGGGCUGAAGGACCAGAUCGUGUUCAGCACCCGAGUCGUCAAGUCCAUAUGGAACGAGGAACGAGGCAAAUGGGCGAUUGAGCUCAAGGGGAACGACGGCACUGUCGUCCAUGACGAAGCAGAUGUUCUCAUCAAUGCCUCGGGUAUUCUGAAUCGUUGGAAAAUGCCUGAUAUUGACGGUCUGGAUCAGUUUUCUGGCAAGCUCCUUCACACAGCCGUCUGGGACAAGACAUACGACUGGACUGGCAAGAAGGUCGCGGUCAUUGGUAACGGCUCGUCUGCCAUUCAAAUCGUGCCGGCGUUACAGCCUAAGGCUGCAAAGAUCGUUAACUUUGUUCGGCAUCCAACUUGGGUAUCGGUAAAUUUGUGUCCGGACAUAACCAAGGACGGCAUGGGCACCGAUUUUGAGUACAGCGAGGAAGAGAGGGCGAAGUUCCGGCAUGACCCAGCCGCCUUCCUAGAGUACAGGAAACGGAUUGAGUGCUCAGUAAAUUCUGUUUACAGACUGAUGCUUUCUGGCUCUGACGGGAACCGGAUGAUAUCUGAUGCAACCGAGGGGCUCAUGCGACAGCGCCUAAGCAAGAACUCCCAGUUGAUCGAGAAACUUGUUCCCAAAUUUGAGAUUGGAUGUCGUCGACUAAGCCCCGGCGAUGGAUAUCUUGAGGCAAUGCAGGAGCCCAAUGCGGAGUGGUGCUUUGAUAACAUUGAGGAAAUCACUAAGACGGGAAUCCGUACAACCCAGGGGGAGCACGACUUUGACCUGAUUGUGUGUGCUACUGGCUUCGACACUACCUUUGUCCCGGGGUGGGAAUUUGUAGGUCGGGAUGGUAGGCGGCUAGAUGAGGAAUGGGAGAAAGCACCCGAGGCAUACUUUUCAAUAUGUGCCGCUGGAGCUCCAAACUACUUCAUGUUCGCUGGGCCAAAUUGUCCCAUCGGUCAUGGUAGUGUGCCUCAGAUGCUUGGCUGGAGUGCUGAUUAUAUGCUAAAAUGGGUCAAGAAGAUAGCCCGCGAGGAUAUCAAAUCUAUUGCAGUCACUGACUCUGUCGUUCGCCACUAUAACCGUUAUGCCCAAGCAAACCUUCAAAACACCGUUUGGAGCAAGGGCUGCAAUGCCUGGUAUAACAAUGGGACUAGGGUUACGGCCAUGUAUCCAGGAAGCGUUCUGCACUUUAAAGGCAAGUAUUCCGACUUCGCAUAA